Molecule: messenger RNA, 966 nt
Organism: Didymodactylos carnosus
Lineage: Eukaryota; Metazoa; Rotifera; Eurotatoria; Philodinida; Philodinidae
Source: the annotation of a GenBank genome assembly
AUGAGAAACGAAUUUGGCAUGCAUCUGCAAAGCGAGCAACAUCAAAGAAGUUUACUGGUGUUUUGUGAAAAUUUACAACGAUUAAUGACUACUUUAAACAAAACAACUGCACAUGCUGCUUCAAGAAAUAUGGAACAUGAUUUAUCCUUUAAUUAUGAAACUUUCGAAUCUGCAUCUACAUCAUCUGGAUUAACUGGUAAAGGUGCUGAGUUAGAAAAAUGUUAUGAUACAUUAACAAUACAAGCAGCUCAAGAUGAAUCGAGUCAAAUUAAACAGUCGAUCAACGAAGUAGAUACGUAUUUAGCUGAAAUAGCAUCUAAUAGCAAGAUCCUCCAGCAAGAAACGUUAAGUAUAAAACAAAAAGUAGAACUGAUAGAAUUUACUUCGUAUGACGGUAUGCUGAUAUGGAAAGUAACCGACGUCUCGCAUAAAAUUGCAGACUCUCAGUCGGAAAGACAAACAUCGAUUUAUUCUCCGCCCUUCUAUUCUUCAUCAAUAGGUUACAAGAUGCGAGCACGAUUAUAUUUACAGGGUGAUGGAAAUGCAAAAGGAACACACAUGUCACUCUUCUUCGUGCUUUUGAAAGGUGAUCAUGAUGCGGUUCUCAAAUGGCCAUUUAAUUACAAGGUCAUAUUUUGCUUAUAUGAUCAAUCUGGUCAGAAUAAAAAUGUCAUUGACUCAUUUUGUCCAGACACAAAGUCCUAUAGUUUUCAACGGCCACAAUCUGAAAUGAAUAUUGCGUUUGGCAUACCAAAGUUCUUUCCACUGUCGAUAAUUCAGCAGGACGGUAAUAACUAUGUCCGAGACGAUGCAAUAUUUAUUAAAAUCAUUGUAGAUUUUGCUGAACUACCCCAAAUGAUUUUACCAUAUGCACUGAGUCUCAAUUCUGGUUUACCUUCCCACGUUCAACAAGAUCUAAUUAAUCGCGAAAUAAAACGUCGUGAGGACGCUGAUCGAGAGAUGUAG